AUGGGAGCUCGCUCAUCCCGCCCAGAUAUCAAUGAAUGGGAUUGGAGUGAAAUCGAACAAAUGACUGGUUUAUCUAUUCAACAAAUUCGAGAUAUUCAACAAGAAUGUUUUCAAACAACUGAAAAUGAUGGAGCAUUAAAUAUGGAUGAAUUUGUUAAUGUUUACAUUCGUUUAUAUGGUGAAGAACGUCAACAAGACUUACAACAACAAACUGUUCGUGCCUUUGAAACAUUUGAUCGAGAUCGUUCUGGUACACUUUCAUUCGAUGAAUUUCUUAAUGCUAUUGUUAUGAUGAAUCAUGAUAUAUCUCGUAUUGAUCGUAUUGAUUAUCUUAUUCGUCAAAAUAAUACAUACGGGCGUCAACAAAGUGAUAGACGUAUUUCAUCAGAGUAUGGUCAUCAAAUCUUUCGUCGUCUUAAUGAUUAUUAUGAUUUACCACCAGGCACAGAACAUCAAUGUUGGAAACAAAUUGAUUUAGAAAAUCUUGGUUAUGUUACUCAAGAAGAUAUUAUGGAUUAUAUUUCACAACAAAAAGCUUAUAAUCGUCAUAGCCAUAAUCUUUUAUAA
Messenger RNA from Rotaria sordida, 567 nucleotides. The record is from the annotation of a GenBank genome assembly. NCBI's taxonomy places the organism in Eukaryota, Metazoa, Rotifera, Eurotatoria, Philodinida, Philodinidae.